AAGGCGUUUCUUUUCUAGCACACGUGUUUGGAAUAAUGAAAUCGUUCAAGGUUCUGCGUUCAAACACGAGAAUACGCAAGGAUUCUGGAUACCGUGUCACUGUGCGCAUGUGUCACGAUGUACGGUAAACAUUCACCAUACCGGCAACCAUAACAACGCCAAUCCGGUCAGAAUGCCGCCAUAAGAUAAUCGCCGGCAUUGAGCUGGUGAAUCCUUGCGGAGGAAGGUAGCCUGCUGUGGAUGAGUCACCAUGGCAACGAACGAUAAAUAAGUCAAUGUUUGAAGGGAGAUCUAGUAGUACAGGCGUACGUACGGUGGUGGUUGUUUGGCGUGCGAGUUGUGCAAAAGGACGAGGAAGAAACAGAAAGUGCUGAAAUUUGUAGAAAACACUUUAAAUAUUCCACUUAAGUGUUUAAUUUGGUGUUGUAUUGUGCAAAGCAUUCCUGAGAUUGUGAGCUAUAAGCAGAAGCCGUUUGAAGGACAUCAUUCCCGAUGGAGGACCAACCGAAGGCAGAAGGUGAGGCGGACAAAAAGAUUGUCCAUGUGUAUCCGUUGGUAAAGUUUUCCGAUAUGAAUGACGAUGUCCGAGCCGAGGCGAUAGAAUUGAGCAUUACAGCGUGUGAGAAAUACGCACAAAACUACGAGGUUGCGGCCAAAACGAUCAAAGAGCUGAUGGAUAAAAAGUUUGGCACCUUCUGGCAUGUGGUCGUCGGUGAAGGUUUCGGUUACGAGGUGUCCUACGAAACGAAGAACAUACUGUAUCUGUUUUUCGGUGGCAAUUUGGCGAUUGUUCUGUGGAAAUGUUCGUAGACACCGGCAUGGACGUCUUCUCGCGGUCCUUUUGUUUGUUGUUUUGAUAGUAAUGGCAGCAAAACCCGUUGUGGUUUUCUUUGGAAAAUUAGCAAGACAAAUACACCGGCGCUGUUGAUAGCGAUUUGUUAAA
This is a messenger RNA of Anopheles funestus (African malaria mosquito), 943 nucleotides long. RefSeq names its product dynein axonemal light chain 4. The record is from RefSeq and is a predicted model, not a curated record. Gene Ontology annotation, cellular component: dynein complex. Gene Ontology annotation, molecular function: dynein intermediate chain binding; dynein light intermediate chain binding. Lineage: Eukaryota; Metazoa; Arthropoda; Insecta; Diptera; Culicidae. Bases 493 to 810 code for a protein of 105 amino acids. The transcript has 4 exons. Gene Ontology annotation, biological process: microtubule-based process.